This is a messenger RNA of Loa loa (African eye worm), 663 nucleotides long. RefSeq lists its product as hypothetical. The record is from RefSeq and is a predicted model, not a curated record. Gene Ontology annotation, biological process: response to heat; protein refolding. Lineage: Eukaryota; Metazoa; Nematoda; Chromadorea; Rhabditida; Onchocercidae. The transcript is spliced from 6 exons. The coding region runs from base 1 to 663 and encodes 220 amino acids. Gene Ontology annotation, molecular function: protein folding chaperone.
AUGUCUCGUGUUUACGAUUCAGACGAGUGCCAUAAGGGAGUCGGAAAUAGUUUGAGAAGAGAUUGCACAGAAUGGAAGCGACAAAAGAAUCUGGUUCAGAAGACAGUACAAGAGCAACAUGUCACAUCAAUGCCAAUCAUAUAUAUUGCUCGGCCAAGCUAUCGUCCCGUAGAAGACAGUUUGUGGCAAUUUGGAUGCCCUAAACAACCAGAUAAGCACAUGGUCAUCAGCUCAGGUCCACAAUAUCGUAGUGUGAAACCACUGAAUGUUACUAGUCAACUGGGACUUCGAUUGUACUUUGGUUUACCGCAGAUUUCAUCGAGUAUUGGUGAUAUUAUUAAUACGGAGUACGGUUUCACCAUUCGGCUGGAAACAAAAUAUUUCCAACCAAGAGAUAUUCAGAUAACUUUACAUCAGCGCAUGCUUAGUGUAAUUGGAGAUCGUUUGGAAGACGAUGGUAUUGGUGCACAAAAACUACGCCGAAGUUUCACGCGCAAGUAUAUAAUUCCUCCUGAUGUACAACUCUCCUCUAUAUCAUCCUAUGUGACCAACAAUGACUAUUUAAUCAUCAAAGGUAGUCGAAAAGGCUGGAAGGAAACCGACUUAACAGAGCAUUUGGCAUCUUCAUCAAUGUCCAGCGAAUCAGUGAUAAGUGCCAUUUGA